AUGCGAGGCAACAGCAAGCAGCUCGGCAAGGCCGGCGCCGUCCACAAACCGCGUUCAGUAGGCAAAGGAUCUGAUCAAGAUUCUUCAAGCACUGCUUACAACUACCUCACUCCGAUCAAGAGUCGACAGAUCCGGCUUGUCAAUCUGCUCCCCGGAUUCUUGGACGACCCCAUCAGACUCAGGGUUGAAGUCAUUUCGUUGGACGAUGAGAACAUCAAACCCUUCGAAGCUCUGUCUUAUUUCUGGGGAGACGAGUCGAGAACACGGACCAUCUAUUGCGAGGGGGAGAUGGUGCACGUCACAGUCAACCUCUUUUCUGCAUUGACUUACUUGCGGGAACACAUGGAGUCUCGCGUGCUGUGGAUUGAUGCUCUUUGUAUCAACCAGGGCGACAAGGCUGAGAAGUCAGCACAAGUCGGAAUCAUGGGCGAGAUCUACAAGACCUGUAGAAAAGGCAUACUCUGGAUAGGAGAGGAAACUGAGGAAAUCGACGACUGGUGCGCAUUCGAGACAUUCGGAACCUGCGAAACACUUGGCUUCGUGCCCAGAAUACCCGUCGACAUUGAAUCAUACUCCUCCGAUGACGGCGAUGGCGAAGAUCCGGAUCAUCGCCCGAACAAGGCCAGUUAUGGAGUGUCCAGCCCUAUUUCAAAUGCUUCUGUGCGGUGUGAGUGGCACGGAAAUCGACCAAGAAUGUCGGAAGCAUUCAAGCUCCUGGAAAUCCUGGCCGAGGGGAUCCAUCUAUACAAAAUACCUGGCUUCGCCUAUCUCACAUCGCGAUACAACACCGAUGAUCGCCGGUUCGUGGAACCAAUCCAAGCGCUGUGGGCCUUGAUACGGCGUCCUUGGUGGAAACGCAUCUGGACCGUGCAAGAGACCGUGUUGCCCAAGGAGACGACGCUUGUAUGUGGGGCUCUGAAUAUACGGUGGGAGACAAUAGUGAAUGCAGCCUUGCAGUUACAACACCAUGCCAAAGCUAGCUGCUGCGCCUCACUGUACGAAAAAGUCGUUGGCUACCUGUCAUACCCCACCCAUGGCCGACCCACGUACGAGAUACUGGAGCUUUUUCCCCAGGAUAUCAAGACUUUGCACAGAGUCCGCGGCAGCCUCUCACAUCCAGAAAGCUUGGAGCUACUACAACUUGUCCAGUCCUUCGGCCACCGUGAAGCGACGAACCCCCGCGACAAGAUAUACGGGCUUCUCGGACUUCUCCAUGAAGGUCAACGAUUGAUAGACGUCGACUACAAGCUGGACAUGACGACUCUGAACAGGGAGCUCAGCAAACGCAUUAUCCAGUCACCAGAACGACUAUACAGCAACUUCUCUAUCAUGUACGGGGAUGGGAGGCACGUACAUUCGAGUCCCCUCCCGUCAUGGGCGCAAGACUUCAGCCGCACGCUCGACCGCACCGGCCAAAGCAUCGAGGAAGAUCGCGAACGGAACCGCAGGGAGUACAACGCAUCUGCAAACAGAGCUACCGCGGUCGUCCACCACGGGGGAGCGGUGAUGUCGAUGCACUGCGUCCACGUCGGCCAAGUCGCCAAGACCACCGACGCGGCCUGCACCAAGCUCGAAGCGGAGACGGUCAAGCAUUUCCUGUCGAGCAAAUGCGCGCCCGUGAUCGAAUACCGCAGCCGGAAGAACCUGCUCUACCCCGUCUGUCCCGGCACCGCUCGGGACCCGGACACCGACGUCGAAAACCGAGAGGCCUUCUACCGAGCCAUCUUUGGAAACCGCCGCGCUUCCGAGGCCUCGGACGGCGCCAAACGGAUUCCUACCAAGAGCGAUAUCGAUCAGCUGAAGACUUGGGUGUUCUUCUGGCCCAACGAGCACCUCCCGGACAACAUCCGUUCCCAACUGCUCUCGGACAUCGGCUUUCAUGUCUUCAACCGCAAGUUCUUCAUCACAAAGGGAGGGCUGGUCGGGUUCGGCCCGUCCAACAUGGAACCAGGCGACGAUAUAUGGGUUCCCAGCGGCAGCAAGGUUCCCUUCGUUUUUCGACCGCUGGAUGGUCGCGGGCCGAAGGAAAUGGGGUAUUCUCCAUCCGACAGUAAGCUCGAGCCUACCAGACACUGGCGCAAUGUAGUUGGCGACUGCUACGUGCACGGGGUAAUGGAGGGUGAGACCGCGGGCGUUAGGGAAUACGUAGUGUUUGUGAAGUGA
Molecule: messenger RNA, 2163 nt
Organism: Diplodia corticola
Lineage: Eukaryota; Fungi; Ascomycota; Dothideomycetes; Botryosphaeriales; Botryosphaeriaceae
Product: het domain containing protein
Exons: 1
Coding region: 1-2163 (720 amino acids)
Source: RefSeq, a predicted model, not a curated record